This is a messenger RNA of Naegleria gruberi, 915 nucleotides long. RefSeq lists its product as uncharacterized. The transcript has 2 exons. The record is from RefSeq and is a predicted model, not a curated record. The coding region runs from base 1 to 840 and encodes 279 amino acids. Lineage: Eukaryota; Heterolobosea; Eutetramitea; Acrasida; Naegleriidae.
AUGGCCAAAAUUAACAAGGUGGUGUGUGCCAACGUUUGUCUAUCGAUUGUUUGUGUGUUGGGCAUUAUGGGAGCAAUCGCAUUGGCUGCGCUCUCGAUUGUGGAUGCUCUUGAUUCGGAUUUGAGUAAACUUGGCGUUGCUUUCCCAGAUGGUUUUUGCAAAGAUACUCACCUGAGUGAACGUCGUCCAUUUUCAAUGACUUAUAAAGUUGUAGAUGGUGUUAAUCACACUGCUACUACCUACAAGAUUUGUGCUGAUAUGCUUCCAGGACAUCUUGAAGGAUACAAUGGCACCUUCUGUCUCUAUCCACCAAUUCCAAGAGAUGCCGAAGGUAACCCUGUUCUCUCAGAUAUGAACUUUCAUUGUGGAUUUGAUUUGGCAGUAAUGUUUGAAAGAUUUGGUUUUGCUGCUGGGUUUGCUCUUGGAAGUCUUUUUAUUUUACUUUGGAUUGUUCUCACUAGAAAGAAUAUUGAAAAGAAUUCAGUUAAAUGGGUUGGAAGAGUUUUUGGAGGUAUUCACACCGUUUGGACUAUUUUGAGUGUUGCAGCUGGAUUUUACUUGAUGAUAAGAGAUGCUCAUCGUGUCCAACAAAGUAAUGAAUAUUGUGAAACAUUUAGACAAACUUAUUGUAACCCUGUUGGAUUUGGUGAUCCAAUUGUUGGUUGUACUUGUAACAAUUUGAACUAUGUUGGUAUGCCAUUGUUGGAAGCUAUUUUGAUUGUAAUUUAUACAUUCUCUGUCAUUUCAACUAUUUUCAGAUGGUUUGCUGAUUAUAGAGCUGCCAAAGAAGGAUAUACUGAUUUGGAUGCAGCUGUGGCUGAUUUGACCAGAAAUCAAUAAUUAUUUCUUUAAAAGAUUACAAUUUUGUUAAUUUAUUCAAUACUAUAAAUAUAUCUAAAUUAUUAUGUUUGUUUG